AUGGCGAGCUUCAUUGAACGGUAGCUAUUCCAGAAUUCAAGUUCAGUUAGCCUGCUAGCUAAUUCAAUAGUAUGCAUGUUUUCUGUUGUGUCAGUCUUUGUGGAUAUUAUCUAUAAAUGCCACAUUUGGUCAGUUGUCUUUUGUAACGGAUAGCUUGCUAGCUAGAGGAAAACGACCUACCUAACUAACGUUAAUCAGUUCAGCAGCAACAUGACUAGCUAGCUGGAAUAUGAUAAUUGCAUGUAGUUACAUCACUGUUCAUUUCCAUUCUUCCCUAGGAUGUGCCUGCAUAUUGUGCUCGUGCUGUCUGUUUUCCUGAGCAUCACUCAAGCUGUGGAUCGCAGUAACUUCAAAACAUGUGACCAGAGUGCCUUCUGCAGGUGAUGCCUCCCUUCAUCAAUUCACUUGUAGAAAAAUGUGUAACAACAACGUUACCUAGAUGGACAUUUUGAGACCAAAACGAUAUACUGUGUAAUGUCAUUUGUGUGUCAGUUCAUAAAAGUAUAUAAUCUGUAACGUAUUUUUGUGUGUGUGUUUGUGUGUGACUGAAUGCAGUCGUCAAAGGGCGAUGAAGCCAGGCCAGUCAUCAUACAGAGCCUUACUGGAGACCCUGGAACUCAGUGACUCCCAUCUCACACUGCAGCUCCAGAAUAACAAUAAUAAGGUCAGAAUGAACAAGACCUGUUACACACGUAAAUAUUGAAUGACCGGUUGGGUGAAAUAGCUUUGCUUUGAUAAUGGAUUACUUGGAUGGUACACAAUGGAAAUCCACCAUACACUUUUUGUUCUUCCACAUUGUGCAAACCGUGUGUUGACGUAUGAUCAUUUCAUUGCCUGUGUUCAGGUGCGCUUGCUGCUAGAGCUGUAUCGCCUUCAGGGGAACAUGACCAGAGUGAAGAUCAACGAGCUGAAGCCCGUCAAGCCUCGAUAUGAGGUGCCUGAUGUUCUCAUCACUGACCCUCCCACUGAACCGUGAGUUUGUCCAUUUUUAUUUUAUACAUGUCAAUAUCAGCCCACUAUUGAUGUCUCACAUUCUAGGGUGGUUUUGUAACGAAUGUAAAGUAUAGAGAAGGUCCAUAGUGGGUGUGUUGGCAUGGGUGUGAUGGCUGCUUCUCUCCUCUGCAGUAUGUCAGUGGUGGUCCAGGAUGAGCAUGGGGUGGUGCUGUCUCUGGGUGGGGAGGACCGGAGGCUCAUCCUCAGUGCCCAGCCCUUCCGCCUGGACAUCAUGGAGGGCCCACAGGUGCUGCUGUCCCUCAACUCCCGGGGCCUGCUAGCCUUCGAGCAGCUCCGCAUACGCAAGGACACGUGAGUCGCUCAUGCAGUCUUGCAUGCACAGGACGAAACCUUGCAUUUAUAUCACAUGGAGCAAUGCAAUUGAAUGCGUAUACUAGACCUGUGAUGGACUUUUGACGGAAUAUUGCCUCAAAUAAAAUGUGUGCACAUGUUGUGUAAUUUCAUGGAAGGCUUUUAUUGAAGGCUUCCACUUGUACUCUCCUGCUGAAUUUGAUAAUUGUCUCAAAGGUUUUCUAAAAUGCACUUAGGUGUACUGUACUGAUCUGUUUUCCUGUCCUAUUCUGUUUCUUUCCUUUCCCUCUCCUCUCUACUGUUUCUCACCAUAUCCUCCAGUAUUUCCCACAAAAUAAGUAGCACAGUCGGUAGCAUAUGGGAUAAGAUCAAGAGCGUUUUCUCUAGGUAACUGGUCUUAGCUUGCCUCUUGAUGUUAUGUUUGUGUGACACCUGAGUUGAACAACUGAAAUAGCUUAAGGCUGUAUUGUCUUAUAGUAGAAAUGCCACAGGUCAGAAAUUAAGUAAACAGAUUUUUACUUUUGAUCUGAACUUUACCAGAGCAUCAACAAAUAUCUGUAAACAUGUUGCUGUGUGCAGUUUCUCCAUAAGUCUGUACAGCCUCUACUGCUCAGUGUAGUGUACAUAUAUCUACCAAGCUCCCCAGAGGGUCUAAACUAAACAAAGAUUAUUGCAUGUCAUAUUUUAUUGUUCAGUGAAUUGAUUUGAUUGGUUUGCCGUUGAUCAUUAUUAUUAACAAACAAAAAAAUCUUCUGAAUCAAUGUCCUGCAAAGUUUAGAAAUGUGGGCGUAUCUGUACCCAUUACCAAGGAAUUUUCUAUGGGCUGAAUCAUAACUUAAAAUCAUCUGCAAAUGUUUGUGCAAACCCCACAUUAACCCCACAUUAACAUCAAUGCAAACAUAAGUUAAAAUGAACCCCUAUGUCAACAAGAUGUCAGUACAUAAUGCAUGUUUAACUCAAUGACAAUUAUCCAAUUGGAAGAGUUUGUCCUUAAUCUAUCACUAACAACAUGUCAAUCCAGGUGAUGAGAUCCAGUUUGUAUUGCUUUACUUGUCCUUCACAUUUCUCCAUGUGGUUUCUAAAGCAAUCAACCACUCCUUUGACAUUAUGUAUUAUUGUGUGAUGCAGCAAAAGCCAAACAGAUACAGAGGAAGCUGGGGAGAAAGAGGACACAGAGAAGCAUGACGAGGAAAAGGUGUGUUGUUCUAUUCUAAAGUCCUUAUUGUUCUGAUACAAACACUGCAUGGAUUUAUUGGCGCAUUUAUAGACCCCAUUCUGUCCAUUUUGUGUUCAAAGUGUGUAGAGAUAACAGGUCGUUAGUAGUAGCCUCAUAGGGUGAGAGACGAGCUCCAACUUCUGGUAUCAGUUUGAUGUGAACUUUGAACUAGGGUGUGUAUGAGUACCACCUUUCUGAGACACUUGAGCUACACCUUUGGACUCCUUUUCUCUUUUCCGGUUCUCCACAAAACCCCUCUCACUUCCCAGGCGUCAGAAGGAGAGGAGGAGGUGGAAGAAGAGGUGGAUCAGCCAGGAAUGUGGGAGGAGACGUUCAAGUCCCAUGCCGACACCAAGCCUAAUGGUACAUCAUUGUACUGUACACUACAAUUCCAUACAGUAAAAUAAACUGUUACUCAAGUCAAUUUAUUUGUUUUCACCUGUUUACUUACAUUGACAUCAUGUGAAUCAAAAAAAUAAAACACUGCUCUGGUGUAACCUGCCUCCUGUCCCCCAGGUCCCUCCUCCAUCAGUCUGGACUUCUCCCUGCCUGGAGUAGAACAUGUCUAUGGCAUCCCUGAACACGCAGACAGCCUCAGACUGAAAAACACAGAGUGAGACUAUAAACUGUCUUUGCCCCAAUGUCAUUUGCACUCAGCUCAUCAACGUGUAGUUUUGAAAUUCUGUGUUGGUCAUCCAGUGCUAACCCAGUGAUUCCUGUUCCUCUCCCCAGUGGAGGAGACCCCUACAGGCUUUAUAACCUGGAUGUGUUCCAGUAUGAGCUCUUUAACCCCAUGGCUCUGUACGGAGCAGUGCCUGUCCUCCUCUCACACAACACCCACAGGACUAUGGGUCUCUUCUGGCUCAACGCAGCAGAGACAUGGGUGGACAUCAGCUCUGGACAGGUGGGUGUGUGUGAAUGGAUCUCACACACUGUCUUUCCUUUCAUUCUUUCCUUGGAUUCACUUGGUUUGAUAUCUAAAUCCUGUUUGUACAUGUUGGAUUGCGUUCAGGGCUCCGGUGAGGUCCUUCAGACAGACGUCCGAUGGAUCUCUGAGAGUGGCAUCAUUGACGUCUUCAUCAUGCUGGGACCACAACCUAAUGAUGUGUUCACACAGUACGCUUCAUUAACAGGUACACAGGUCUGAUACACUACCAGGUACACGUCACUCACGGUAUAUUGUACACAUUCACGCCAAGUACAUUUGCAUGUUCAAUACAUCGUCGGUUUAUAGCUCCACUGCACACUAUCCCAGAAGUGGUACCUUCACUUUAGAAAUGACCCUUGUGUUCUGUGGCUGUUGUAGGCACUCAGUCCUUCCCCCCUCUCUCUUCGCUGGCCUACCACCAGUGCCGCUGGAACUACAACGACCAGGAGGAUGUGAGUGCGGUGGACCAGGGCUUUGAUGAACACGACAUCCCCUAUGACUUCAUCUGGCUGGAUAUUGAGCACACGGAUGGCAAGCGCUACUUCACCUGGGACAACAACAAGUUCCCACAGCCCAAAGACAUGCUGCAGGGCCUCCUGGAUAAGAGACGCAAGGUGAACUUAAUGAUGGAAACAGAUUUUGAAAUGGUGUGUGUGGUAAUGAGAAAAUAAUGUACGUUUUUGGCACUCUUCUCUCUCCCUCCUUCACUCACUGCGCCCUCUCUCCUGUCCUGGCUGUCCACAGAUGGUGACCAUAGUGGACCCUCACAUUAAGGUGGACAGCAGCUAUAAGAUCCACACUGAGAUUCGCUCUAGAGGCUACUACAUAAAAAACGAAGAUGGCGGAGACUAUGAGGGCUGGUGCUGGCCAGGUAGGAAGAUGUCAAUAUGUAGUGUAUUUAUGGCUUGACAAAUUCUGAAACCUACCAGACAACACAGUGCAGGUUGGCAUUUAUUGUCAUGAAUCUUGCCCUGGAAGCAGCUCUGCAGAGUAGUCACUAGCUGGCACAGCCACAAAGUCAUACAAUCUGAUUUAAACCUAACCCUAACCACACUGCUAACCCUAAUGCCUAACACUAACCUUUUAAAUUAAGACCAAAAACCUAAUUCAUGACUUUUUUUAUGUCCCAUCUAACGGAAAUCACUCAGUUCUAACUCCAGGGCAAGAUUUUGACAAUAAAUGUCAACACAGUGUAAGAUUGACUGUUUUAUACUGAUUCAGUCACCCAAAGGCUGGUAAUUAUUUAGAACUGUUAUGUACAUGUACUCUAUAUUUUCUUGUAAAAGGGAACGCAGGUUACCCAGAUUUUACCAACCCUGAGAUGAGGAGGUGGUGGGCCAGCAUGUUUGCUUAUGACCAGUAUGAGGUGAGUAAACCCUAAUCAGUUCGUCUCGUCUCCCCUCCACAUUUAAACCCAGUUACUUUCUUUCCUUCCUCAGGAAACUUUGUCCUCUUCACUGAGUCAGUUAGCAUUGAUGUCACUGGUUAAGCAGUAAAGCUACUGGAGUCUUGAGCUACUGAUUUACCUAUACGACCCCAGAUGUACUGACAUGUCUUUACCUCCCGUCUCUCUUCUCCAGGGCUCAAUGGAGAACCUGUACACGUGGAACGACAUGAACGAGCCAUCUGUGUUCAAUGGGCCAGAGGUCACCAUGCACAAGGACGCCCUCCAUGGGCCCUGGGAGCACAGAGACGUCCACAACCUCUAUGGCUUCUACGUGGUGAGGCAGGGAAGGAAGGGCAUUACUAGGAGUAGAUAGCCUGGGGGUGUCCACUGUCCACACUGUUGGGAUUGUUUUGGAUUAGUUACAGCAUCCUCACUCACUCAUUUACUGUCGCCAUCUACUCUCUGUCUUCCCUUCUUUCCCUCUCUCAGCAAAUGGCGACAGCAGAGGGUCAGAUCCAGCGCUCCGGGGGGUUGGAGAGGCCUUUUGUCCUGACCAGGGCCUUCUUCGCUGGGUCUCAGCGCUAUGGUUAGACCCUUUAAUAACGCCUCCCUCUGGUUCCCAGAAAUGUUGUAUACUGUAUGUCUUCACCGACCCCAACCCACUCUUGAAGUGUUCUCUCUCACACGCGCGUUCACCCACUCUCCUCCAGGUGCAGUGUGGACGGGUGAUAAUGCAGCAGAGUGGGGCCACCUGAAGAUGUCCAUCCCCAUGUGUCUCAGCCUGGGCCUGGUUGGCAUCUCCUUCUGUGGAGGUGAGGCUGGCAGGGAUUGGUGCUGCACAGAUUGGUCUGUCCUAGUCGGAUGGUAAUUCUUAAAGGAUCCUAAUCCUCCAUCUUCUCUCAUCCCAGCUGACGUGGGGGGUUUCUUUAAGACUCCCAGUGCGGAGCUGCUGGUGCGUUGGUACCAGGCGGGGGCCUACCAGCCUUUCUUCCGUGCCCACGCCCACCUGGACACCCCGCGGAGGGAGCCCUGGCUUUUUGGCCCUGACAACACGGAUCUGAUCCGGGAGGCUGUGCGUCAGCGCUACACCCUCCUGCCCUACUGGUACCUGCAGUUCUACCAUGCCCAACGCACUGGCCAGCCUGUCAUGAGGUAGGCUCAUCAAGCCCCAUUCAGGGCUUGACAUUAACUUUUUUAGCCACUUAGGAUUUUAAAUUUGUUUUACUUGUCAGAAAGCUCAAGUCACUAGUCCAAAAAUAAACAAUGUUCUGUAACACCAUGGGCCACAAUGGUGACUGAGUAUUGUGUUGUAUGAUGCAAGGAACCACUUCACAUGACACAAAAUACCCUUCAUUAUUAUCACUGGUAUUGACAAUGGAAGGCUGCUGGUCUCUGAUGCCAUGUAUUAUGCCUCCUGCUGUUGUGGCCUUGAGCAAGGCACUUAACCCCCCACAAAGUACAAUACUGCACUGAUAGGCUACUGUAUAAAACACAGAUGUGGUCCAUCAACCCUCCAUCUGGAGAACUACUGGGUGUGCAGGCUUUUGAUCCAGUCCUGCUCAAACACACCCGAGUCAGUUUAUCAAGGGACUGCUGAGAAGCAGUUUUUUCUUCUUCACAAUGUGUUAGAGCAGGGCUGGAGCAAAAGCCUGCAAACACAGUAGCGCUCCAGGACUCUCCUGGAGAAUGGUUGGCGACCCUGCAACAUUACAAUUAAAACCAAAUACUUGAUAGGUCUUAAAAAAGUAUUACCUCAUUCAAUAAACCAGGGAUAAAAUGGCUAAGGUGGGCGACUUCAUCGCAAGGUAGAUACAGUGAGGGAAAAAAGUAUUUGAUCCCCUGCUGAUUUUGUACGUUUACCCACUGCCAAAGACAUGAUCAGUCUAUAAUUUUAAUGAUAUGUUUAUUUGAACAGUGAGCGACAGAAUAACAACAACAAAAUCCAGAAAAACGCAUGUCAAAAAUGUUAUAAAUUGAUUUGCAUUUUAAUGAGGGAAAUAAGUAUUUGACCCCUCUGCAAAACAUGACUUAGUACUUGGUGGCAAAACCCUUGUUGGCAAUCAGAGGUCAGACGUUUCUUGUAGUUGGCCACCAGGUUUGCACACAUCUCAGGAGGGAUUUUGUCCCACUCCUCUUUGCAGAUCUUCUCCAAGUCAUUAAGGUUUCGAGGCUGAUGUUUGGCAACUCGAACCUUCAGCUCCCUCCACAGAUUUUCUAUGGGAUUAAGGUCUGGAGACUGGCUAGGCCACUCCAGGACCUUAAUGUGCCUCUUCUUGAGCCACUCCUUUUUUGCCUUGGCCGUGUGUUUUGGGUCAUUGUCAUGCUGGAAUACCCAUCCACGACCCAUUUUCAAUGCCCUGGCUGAGGGAAGGAUGUUCUCACCCAAGAUUUGACGGUACAUGGCCCCGUCCAUCGUCCCUUUGAUGCGGUGAAGUUGUCCUGUCCCUUUAGCAGAAAAACAGCCCCAAAGCAUAAUGUUUCCACCUCCAUGUUUGACGGUGGGGAUGGUGUUCUUGGAGUCAUAGGCAGCAUUCCUCCUCCUCCAAACACGGCAAGUUGAGUUGAUGCCAAAGACCUCAAUUUUUGGUCUCAUCUGACCACAACACUUUCACCCAGUUCUCCUCUGAAUCAUUCAGAUGUUCAUUGGCAAACUUCAGACGGGCAUGUAUAUGUGCUUUCUUGAGCAAGGGGACCUUGCGGGCGCUGCAGGAUUUCAGUCCUUCACGGCAUAGUGUGUUACCAAUUGUUUUCUUGGUGACUAUGGUCCCAGCUGCCUUGAGAUCAUUGACAAGAUCCUCCCAUGUAGUUCUGGGCUGAUUCUUCACCGUUCUCAUGAUCAUUGCAACUCCACGAGGUGAGAUCUUGCAUAGAGCCCCAGGCCGAGGGAGAUUGACAGUUCUUUUGUGUUUCUUCCAUUUGCAAAUAAUCGCACCAACUGUUGUCACCUUCUCACCAAGCUGCUUGGCGAUGGUCUUGUAGCCCAUUCCAGCCUUGUGUAGGUCUACAAUCUUGUCCCUGACAUCCUUGGAGAGCUCUUUGGUCUUGGCCAUGGUGGAGAGUUUGGAAUCUGAUUGAUUGAUUGCUUCUGUGGACAGGUGUCUUUUAUACAGGUAAGAAGCUGAGAUUAGGAGCACUCCCUUUAAGAGUGUGCUCCUAAUCUCAGCUCGUUACCUGUAUAAAAGACACCUGGGAGCCAGAAAUCUUUCUGAUUGAGAGGGGGUCAAAUACUUAUUUCCCUCAUUAAAAUGCAAAUCAAUUUAUAACAUUUUAGACAUGCGUUUUUCUGGAUUUUUGUUGUUGUUAUUCUGUCUCUCACUGUUCAAAUAAACCUACCAUUAAAAUUAUAGACUGAUCAUUUCUUUGUCAGUGGGCAAACGUACAAAAUCAGCAGGGGAUCAAAUACUUUUUUCCCUCACUGUAACUAAGACGUGUAUAUCUACAUGUACACUAUGUUCUGAAUUGGCUGUCUAGUUAGUCUGUUGUAUAUCAUUAUUUUACCUGCUGCUGCAGUCUCUCCUCUGGCAACGGCCCACUCGCACUGGCACACACGCAGUUGAUGCACACACCAUGAGUUUUCCAGGAUUUUCAUUGCUGACCAAAAAUGAGCUAUAACUGGGUAAAUAACUCACUAACUAGCAAUGAAUAUCAACAAAUGUGCACACGUGGCUAGGCUCGAUUUGAUCUAAAAAAACGCAUCUUGGGACUGCAUGAUUGAAAGACCGCUCAAUGCAGGCCUACAGUAAUUCUGCUGCAAUGCACUCUGGGAGGACAGUGCGCCACACAUCGCAUCCGGAGGACACUCUGAUCCAAUUCUGAUCGGAAUAGGCUUUUUAAAAAAACUUGUCCAUAUGGACAAUUUAAAUCUGCUUGUCUGACAAUUUGUUUUACUUGCCCCGGGCAAGCGGACAAGCGUUAAUGUCGAGCCCUGCCACGUCUAUGUUUCAAAGGUCUAUAGCUGGCACUAGUCUUUAAGGUGAUAUUAGAGAAAAUCCUUGUAUUUUGAUUCACCUUGGGUUGUAUUCCCUCCCCCCUUUCUCUCUCCGUACUAUAGGCCCCUGUGGGUGGAGUAUCCAGAGGAUAUUGCCACGUUCUCCAUUGACGAUGAGUUCCUGAUUGGUAAGUAGGUUAGGGAGAGUGGCCUUUAGACCGGUAUGUAGUUCUUAACCUUUUAUAUUAUGGUACAAUACUUUUGAGUACUUAAAUGUUUGGAUGCACUUGACCUCUUCAACCUGGUGAGGAUGAUACAUUACCCCAGACUACCUCUCCCCCUGUGUGUUCAUCAGGCAGAGAUCUUUUGGUCCACCCUGUAACAGAUGAAGGGUCUAGUGGGGUCACAGCCUACUUACCUGGGAAUGGAGAGGUGAGUGUGAGGAUGGAGAGAGGGGGAAGGCUGACCUGGAGUUUUGCCUGUUGGAAUGUACCACAUGUUCAAUCAACCUGAUCCUUUCUCGUCCUCUGACGACCUCACACUUCUCUCCCCGUUACAGGUCUGGUAUGACGUCCACACGUUCCAGAGACAUGACGGAGCUCAGAACCUCUAUAUCCCUGUUACCAUGAGCUCAGUAGGUUCUCUGUUGCCGUCAGUGUUAACAUGGAUCUGCUGCCAUCACCCAUCUCUCAGCACCUUUCCCACAAAUAACUCUCUCUCUUUUCACCUCUUCCUUUCACAGAUUCCAGUGUUCCAGCGAGGAGGGUCCAUUAUCUGCCGGAAGAACCGUGUUCGCAGGUCCUCAUCCUGCAUGGAGAACGAUCCCUACACCCUCUACGUGGCCCUUGACUCACAGGUAUAACCUUACUUUACACCACUAUGAUAUCACUACCAUUGUUGUUGCACCAUUUUACUUGCAGGGGCUUUGUCAUCAUUUAAAUGUUUCUCUUUGUUCCAGGGCAAUGCAGAAGGAGAGCUUUACAUAGAUGAUGGUCACACCUUUAAACAUGAAACAGACAAGCAGUUCAUUCACAGACACCUGAGUUUCACUGCAAACAGCCUCUCAUCCAGGUCUGUCCCUCCUCUAACUAACGUCCUCAUUCCAACCAGGCCAUGUUCUCCCUGUGUUUCUGUAUCGAGUGUAACCUGUCUCUUUCUCUGAUGCUGCAGUGACCUGUCUCCUGACUCCCAGUUUCCCACGGCCUCUUGGGUUGAGAAAGUGAUCAUCCUGGGAGUUCAGAAGCCUGAUGCUGUCACCCUCACAACGACAGGUUAGUCAUGUACCGUCAAUAACCAGGCAACAUAAUGUCACGUGUAGAGCCAGGAGUUUCCCCAGAACUUUCUUCUGGUCAGGUAAUGUAAUGGAAAAAUAAUACUUGUUGCAGUUAAGUUAUUUUUGUGUUGGCAGGCUAGUGCAGAAAGUGGUAAGGGUUGUGAACAUAGAACAUUAGAGUUUGUUACAAUGUGCCUGAUGUUCUUCACCCAUCCUCCACAGAUGGUGGGGAGUCUUCUGUGGAGUUUGAGUUUGACCCGGACACGGCAGUCUUAACUCUUCGUAAGCCAGGCGUGAACGCAGGGGUCAACUGGACAUUACAUCUGCGGUAGCACAGGACACACGUAUAGAAGUCAAGAGACACACGAAAUGUCACGCACAGACUUUUGGACAAACAAGUAAACAUACAACUACAAAAGGGCACACAUGCACCCAGAUUCAAAAGUGUGGCUAGGAUUUGGAGCAGUUACCUGAACCUUGAGAAAGAAAACGCAGGAGAAAUUGAUCAGGGUUGUUGAAAGAGUAUGAAACUCAGGACCACAAAUGGUGUUAGUCAGGAGAAAUUCUGCACCACUAACAAAAGGAGGCUGGAUCUUUGAUACUUAUCUUAAUUUUAUAAAUAUUUUUGGGGGGGUUGAAAUGAUGACAAUGACUCCCUAUAAGACCCUAUAUGACCCUAUAUGACUAGCUGUUUAAAAUAAAGGUUAAAUAAAAAA
Messenger RNA from Coregonus sp. 'balchen', 10753 nucleotides. Lineage: Eukaryota; Metazoa; Chordata; Actinopteri; Salmoniformes; Salmonidae. The record is from the annotation of a GenBank genome assembly.